AUGAGAGGGUACCUUGUCAAUGUUUAUAAAUAUCUAAAGGUCAGGAAUACAGGCAAUGUGUUUGUUGUAAGCCUGGCAGUUGCAGACUUGGUUGUAGCAAUCUACCCGUAUCCACUGGUCCUCACAUCAGUAUUUCACAACGGAUGGAAUCUGGGAUACCUUCACUGCCAGAUUAGUGGCUUCUUGAUGGGCCUAAGCGUCAUUGGAUCAAUCUUCAAUAUUACAGGCAUCGCUAUCAAUCGGUACUGCUAUAUCUGCCACAGUCUCAAAUAUGACAAGCUGUACAGCGACAAGAAUUUGUUGUGUUAUGUUGCUCUUAUCUGGGUCCUAACGUUUGUUGCUAUUGUGCCCAACCUGUUUGUGGGAUCGCUACAGUACGACCCCAGGAUUUACUCAUGUACAUUUGCACAAUCUGUGAGCUCAGCAUAUACAAUAGCAGUUGUGUUUUUCCAUUUCCUGCUUCCCAUAGCUGUAGUUACUUUCUGUUACUUGAGAAUAUGGAUCCUUGUUAUUCAGGUAAGACGAAGGGUUAAACCAGAUAACAACCCCAGACUGAAACCACAUGACUUCAGAAAUUUCGUAACCAUGUUUGUGGUAUUUGUACUGUUUGCAGUUUGCUGGGCUCCUUUGAACUUUAUAGGCCUUGCUGUGGCUGUCAACCCAGAAAACACAAUUCCUAGGAUUCCAGAGUGGUUGUUUGUAUCUAGUUAUUACAUGGCAUAUUUCAACAGCUGCCUUAAUGCUAUCAUAUAUGGACUUCUGAACCAGAACUUCAGAAGAGAAUACAAGAGAAUUAUUGUCAAUUUUUGUACAGCAAAAGUUUUUUUCCAGGACAGUUCUAAUGAUGCGGGAGACAGGAUGAAAAGCAAACCUUCUCCGUUGAUUACAAACAACAACCAAGUGAAGGUGGACUCUGUCUGAAA
Antrostomus carolinensis (chuck-will's-widow) is the source of this 923-nucleotide messenger RNA. RefSeq names its product melatonin receptor 1A (gene MTNR1A). Bases 1 to 921 code for a protein of 306 amino acids. The record is from RefSeq and is a predicted model, not a curated record. The transcript is spliced from 2 exons. Lineage: Eukaryota; Metazoa; Chordata; Aves; Caprimulgiformes; Caprimulgidae. Gene Ontology annotation, biological process: G protein-coupled receptor signaling pathway. Gene Ontology annotation, molecular function: melatonin receptor activity. Gene Ontology annotation, cellular component: plasma membrane.